UAUUUUGGUAUGCAAGGGUCAGGGAAACGCAAAGACUGGGAAAUGGGAAAUCGGGGUCUGCACGAUUCGACUUUGUCAAAAAGACGUUUCGUGGACGCUGACACACCAUCAAAUAAAAUAAGCUCGGGUCGUCUGGCAGCAAUGCUGGAUGGCGGGGUUUGGGCUGGAGGACUCGGAGGAAAGUCAAUUGGCGAGUACUUUUUAGUCUUCCGGCUUUGA
Molecule: messenger RNA, 219 nt
Organism: Paraglomus brasilianum
Lineage: Eukaryota; Fungi; Glomeromycota; Glomeromycetes; Paraglomerales; Paraglomeraceae
Source: the annotation of a GenBank genome assembly